This is a messenger RNA of Populus trichocarpa (black cottonwood), 666 nucleotides long. Its product is annotated as DNA-damage-repair/toleration protein DRT111, chloroplastic. NCBI's taxonomy places the organism in Eukaryota, Viridiplantae, Streptophyta, Magnoliopsida, Malpighiales, Salicaceae. The annotation marks the transcript as partial. Gene Ontology annotation, cellular component: precatalytic spliceosome. The record is from RefSeq and is a predicted model, not a curated record. Gene Ontology annotation, biological process: mRNA cis splicing, via spliceosome. The transcript has 2 exons. Gene Ontology annotation, molecular function: nucleic acid binding.
UUAAAAAACCCUAACAAACCUAAACCCCAAAUCUCUGCUUCCAAAUCUUUAGUUUCUUCGUUCGUGGCGGCGGCGACUGUGCUACCCGAUGAGGUUGCUCCGCAACCAGAACUGGUAGGGGUGAAUUCGGUGGUUGUUGAGGAGUAUGAUCCGGCCAGGCUGAAUGAUUAUGAAGAUUAUAGGAGGGAGAAAAAAAGGAAGGCGAUGGAAGCGGAGAGGUUGAGGGAGAUUGAGAGGAGGAGGCAAGAGGAGGAGGAGGAGAGGGAGAGGGAAAGGGAAAGGGAGAAGGAUAGGGACAGGGAUGUGAAUAUUUCUGGGGAGGAAGCGUGGAGAAGGCGUGCUGCCAUGAGUGGAGGUGUUCCGAGGAGUUCUUCGCCACCCAGGAAUGGGGAUGGGUUUAGUAUUGGGAUGUCAGGGACGAUAGGGUUGGGAGUUGGUGCUGGUGGACAAAUGACUGCGGCGCAGAGGAUGAUGGCGAGGAUGGGGUGGAAGGAAGGGCAAGGAUUGGGGAAACAGGAGCAAAGGAUUAUGACGCCAUUGAUGGCGAAGAAGACUGAUAGGAGAGCUGGGGUUAUAGUGAAUGCUAGUGAGAAGAAGGUGAAGAGUGUGAAUUUCAAUGGAACUCCUCCAACUCGGGUUUUUCUCCUUAGGCAGCAGGUGCAAUAG